Messenger RNA from Spizellomyces punctatus DAOM BR117, 1587 nucleotides. Its product is annotated as MATE efflux family protein. The record is from RefSeq and is a predicted model, not a curated record. The coding region runs from base 1 to 1587 and encodes 528 amino acids. Lineage: Eukaryota; Fungi; Chytridiomycota; Chytridiomycetes; Spizellomycetales; Spizellomycetaceae. Gene Ontology annotation, cellular component: membrane. Gene Ontology annotation, molecular function: xenobiotic transmembrane transporter activity; antiporter activity. The transcript has 4 exons. Gene Ontology annotation, biological process: xenobiotic detoxification by transmembrane export across the plasma membrane.
AUGGCCCCACCUGAAGCUCACCACCAGGCGGACCCUGAGCUCAAUGAGACCCUGCACGACGAUUCUGCUCCGAUCCUGACCGAACGUACACCCCUUAUUCACAACUUGAAGGACCAUGAUGGUGACCAUGCAGAACUUUCCGUUACCGUUCUCAAAACUGAAGCCAAGACGCUAGUGUCUUUGGCAUGGCCGGUAUCGUUAGCAUACGUGCUCCAAGUUUCUCUCAAUUUGGCCCAAAUAUUUUCGGUGGGGCAUAUCGGCACCAAGGAGCUCGCUGCGUCCGCUCUCGCGACGAUGCUCUGUAACGUAACCGGGUAUUCCAUUGGUAUGGGAAUGGCGUCAGCGCUGGACACAUUGUGUUCGCAGGCACAUACUGGAAGCAAGGACCCGCAUGCUCUCGGCAAGCACAUGCAGAGAGGUAUUGUCGUCAUGGCCGCCAUGAGCUUGCCGAUUGGCAUCUUGUGGUGGUUUGCGGCAGAUUUUUUAAGGUUAAUGGGACAGCAGGAGGACAUUGCGCAAUUGAGUGGAACCUUUGCAAGGUAUGCCUUGAUUGGAUUGUUUCCAAUGUUGGUGAACGAGUGCAUGAAGAGGUAUUUGCAGGCGCAAGGCAUCAUGAAGGCAACUUUAGCUGUUAUCAUGAUCGCUUCCCCUCUUAAUGCCUUCCUCCAAUAUCUACUUGUAUGGUCACCCAUUGGCUUUGGAGUCAUUGGCGCCCCUAUCGCAACGUCAAUCACCUACUGGUGUCUCCCAGUUUUGACUGGUCUCUACAUCAAAUUUGUGGCUGGCGGUGAAUCAUGGGGAGGCUGGGAAUGGAAAGAAGCACUCGAUUUAUCACAGAUCUGGGAAUUCUUGAAACUCGGGCUACCUUGUGUUGCCAUGACGUGCAGCGAGUGGUGGGCUUUUGAAAUUAUAGCGCUUGCUGCAGGGUGGAUUGGCGACAAGGAACUGGCCGCCCAAACAAUAGUCUUGAAUACGUGUAGUUUGACGUAUGUUAUCCCUCUGGGAAUUAGCAUUGCCGCGUCUACACGCAUUGGGAACGCCCUUGGUGCCUAUUGUCCCCGGACAGCGCGAGCAGCUGCAGUAGCGUGCAUCCUCCUCGCCCUCUGCGUUGCAACCGUCAAUUCGUCCGUACUCAUCAGCGUCCGGCAUGCCUGGGGCUGGCUCUGGAGCGCAGAUGAAGAGGUCGUUAGGCUGGUAGCUACGGUCCUCCCACUUGCAGCCAUCUUCCAACUUAGCGAUGCGGUAGGUGCCGGAGUGGGCGGUAUCUUGCGUGGUUGCGGGCGGCCGGAUCUUGGCGCAUACAUUAAUUUGGCUGGAUACUACGUAGUUGGCCUUCCCAUUGGCCUAAUAGCAACCUUCAAAUACAACAUGGACAUUGCCGGUCUUUGGAUGGGUUUAACCAUCGGCCUGUUCCUCGUAUCCCUUACAACGCUUAUUAUUGUUUAUCGCUUGAAUUGGACCGGGGAAGCGGAUCGCGCACGUACGAGGAUUAUGAAGGUCGAUCAGGGGUAUGGUGCUCUUCUGCCUGGUGAUGUCCUGGUUGAUGAAGCAACUACGAGGGAUGAUGAUGGUUAUUUGAGCGCCUAG